AUGGCAUUUGAACUUUUAAAUUUUAGUCUUCGACGAUUAAUAAAAACCAGCUUAAUAUACUCUAGACGCUACAAUGCUCAACGUUUUCUUAAUACUGUAUCAGUCAAAUCCACAAAUACUCAAAAUGCCACUUCCCAACCAGCUAUUCUCGUAGAAUCAAAAAUAUCGUCUCUUACAAGUGACGCUGACAAAGAAGCUCUUAUUAAGAAUAUAGCUCUUUUACAGAAACCACGUACAAUCUCGUACUUUACUGGUUCACCAUUUUAUAAUGAUCUUAUAAUUCAAUUAGAUGAAUUAAUGGAAAAGUACAAAGACCAUCCAAAGAUAACGCGCGACAAAAAAGAUGCAAAAACUACUUUAUGGAAAUUGAAACACACUCUCGAGAUAGAACUUGAUAUCACGUUAAAAUCUAGCGAAUAUCGAAAAAUAACGGACCGAUUGAACGCAUUGGAUCUUUUAAUACCACAAACUGCACCAAAAGUACGACAAUUUUUAAAAUUGUUUCAGCGAGAUCCCAAUGCGCCGAGUGCAAUUCACGAUGUGAUUAAAGAGCAAAAAGACAAGACCAUUGAUAAUGAUGAUAACACGGAUCAAAAUGAAAAUAUAACCGUUAAUGGAACUAAAAAAAAUAAGUUAACUCUUGAUCAAUAUGGACGAUCUUUUGCUACCGGUAAAAGGAAAAAUGCAUCGGCGCAGGUUUCGUUAAUUAAAGGUGAUGGAAAAGUGUUGAUCAAUGGAAAGACCUUGGCCAAUUAUUUUUUAGCACUGAAAGAUCGUGAAGCUGUUUUAUACCCAUUUGAGGUUACUUCUUGUAUCGGAGACUAUAAUGUUUGGGUUAUUGUGAAAGGUGGAGGUCCGACAGGGCAAGCAGACGCGAUUGCCCAUGGUAUCGCAAAAUGUCUAAUGAUUCACAACCCAGAACUUAAAUCAAUAUUACGAAGAGCAAACCUCGUUGCAAGAGAUCCUCGAAGAGUGGAACGCAAGAAACCAGGUCGAGCCAAAGCCAGAAAAAGAUACACUUGGUAA
This is a messenger RNA of Ambispora leptoticha, 1026 nucleotides long. The record is from the annotation of a GenBank genome assembly. NCBI's taxonomy places the organism in Eukaryota, Fungi, Glomeromycota, Glomeromycetes, Archaeosporales, Ambisporaceae.